AUGGCAAGAACCGGUGGAGGUCUAGCAUUACGAAGCACAACUCGUAAAUUCUGUCCACUUGGUAUAUUCCGAGAAGCCAAUGAUGACUAUCUGGGAAUCCCAAUAUCAUUUUACCCUGUCAACCUUAAGAAAGGCGUUAUUCGUGACUCCACUGAUUUGAGCAUUGAUUUCCACAAAAAUCGUGUUCAAUGUGCCAAGUCUAAUGUUUGGAAGGUUGACAGCUAUGAUCAAUAUACUAAAAGGUUUUACAUAGUCAUCGGUGGAGUUAAUGGAAAUCCCGACCCAAAAACAAUUAGUAACUGGUUUAAGAUUGAGAAAUUUGGGUGCGGCUAUAAGUUGGUGCAUUGUCCAAGUGUUGUACAACACAAAGUGAUGUGCAAAGAUGUUGGCCUUGUUAAAUAUAAUGGACAAAAGCGUCUGGCUCUAAGUGAUGCUCCCUUGGUGUCAUUUUCAAGAAGGCUUGAAGAGAGAGUUCUUUAG
Molecule: messenger RNA, 480 nt
Organism: Ipomoea triloba (trilobed morning glory)
Lineage: Eukaryota; Viridiplantae; Streptophyta; Magnoliopsida; Solanales; Convolvulaceae
Product: miraculin-like
Exons: 1
Coding region: 1-480 (159 amino acids)
Molecular function (GO): endopeptidase inhibitor activity
Source: RefSeq, a predicted model, not a curated record